Molecule: messenger RNA, 4503 nt
Organism: Dunckerocampus dactyliophorus (ringed pipefish)
Lineage: Eukaryota; Metazoa; Chordata; Actinopteri; Syngnathiformes; Syngnathidae
Exons: 10
Coding region: 104-1546 (480 amino acids)
Source: RefSeq, a predicted model, not a curated record
GCCGUGAGAAGCCUCGCCCAGUUUGCUCCUGUGUCCUUUAGGUUCCCGUAAACUCGGCUUCUUCUGGAAAAAAACAGAAACAAAACACAUUUAGUAGGGAGUCAUGUUCCCCACAUUCCUUUUUGCAUGUUUGCUCUGUGUUUCCUUUGCUAUAGAAUAUGAAGAGUUGUGCUACGGUCGAUCGUAUCGCUUCCCCUUCCAGUAUUCACCGCCUAUAUUCACUGGGAAGAUAUACUUCACUCCAAGAAACAGGGGAAGCAGAAGGCUCGUGUUUGACAAUGGCGAGGCAAAGCACCCACGCCUCAAGGUUACCGCUACUUCCCUUUCUAUGCGAGACCUGAGAGAACAAGAUGAAGGAACUUUCUCAGUCCCAUUUGGUAGUAUCUUCUACGAUUUUGCCUCACUGAAAAUUUUAGAAUGCGCUGAAGAUGCACAAAGGUAUUACAAUGGUUUGUAUCGCAUCAAUCUUCCAUAUAAUGUGGAUAUUCUGGAAUUCACUCCGAUGGGCAAGCCGGACCAAACAAGGAUCCUGUGGAACCGCACCAGUACUCAGACCAGUACGGCAGGCAGGGGCCAGCUGAAGAAAAAUUCUUGGGAGGUUUCAGAGGUCAGACCGAAGGAUAAUGGCUACUACAACUUGAGGGAAAAGAGUCAAACUUUGGUCUCCAGGAAAAAGCUCACAGUUAAAGAGUAUACAGAAAACUACAAACCGAAGGAGGGCACGACUUUCUUUCUCCCAUACCCUAAUAACAUCGUUCCGUGGCACAUCACCUUCUCUCCGAGUGGGCCUGGGGGUCCCAUAAAACUAAUGGCUUCUGGAAAAUUGAAAGAAGACAUUAACUACGACGACAGGUUACAUUUUGGCGACCGACUCUACCCAGAAAAUACCGGCCUUGAAAUCGCUCCUGUGGAAAGCAAAGAUUCUGGUGUCUUUGAGUUCCGAGACGAAGAUCACCAACUGAUGUUUGUGGCCAAUGUGGAAGUGGAAGAAGCUCACAUGCCUGCAUAUGUUUAUGUCAUCUUUUUUGUGGCCGUCAUUGCGGCAGUGGCUAUGUGCUGCUGCUGCAUAAGAAGGUGCUGCUGUAAAAAAGGUGCUUCCAAAACAAACGUUCCUCAAACAACAGCAACAGCAGUGGCAACACCUGCUGUGUAUUACCACGGCCCAACUCAACCUGCAGCAACAGGUUACUCUGCGACGCCACCUGUUGCAGCUUACUCAUAUCAGGCUGUUACUCCUGCCAGAGCAGCAACGCCUCCACCUGCUGUAGUGCCCCCCUAUCAGCCCUACAAUCCAGUCAGCGCAAGAGAACCUGCGCCUGAUUCCUCCGGCCCACCUGUGUACAACAUGGUAGUCAUCCAUCCGAGUCCAACGCAGCCCGAGGCUGCUGUUUUAGGUGGGCACGACUCCGUUCCAGCCACGACCCUUGGAUUCUCAUCUGACCCAGGGCCCAGGUUUGAGCUCAAAGGGAUGAACAUUCCCUCCGCCCUCAGCUCAGACACCACAGUCUCUAACGUUUACACCUCAGACAAACUCAACUUCAUGUGAGGGGAACGCAGACACUGAGAGAGCAGACACCAAGCGCAGAUCAUGAGGAGCAUGUUGGGUAAAGGAGGUGUCACACAAUGCCGGGUGUACCUUAAAAGUGUGCAUGUGUGGCCCUCUUUCUGCAUGAACACACGUACAUGCAGUGGCAUCAGUAUUUGUUGUUUUUGUCAUACAUUUGUCAGCAUUUAAUGCACACACAGUGAGGGAAAGAUGUCAUUAUGUACAGUGGCGUUUUUAUAGUGCAGUAUAUGGAAAAAUGUAAAUGUUACUUAUGUGGAGUGGCAUAGCAUAGAAGGGUUUAUUCAGCUACUUCAUCCAAGUUCUUGCAAGGUCUUCCACUGUGAAGUCAUCCAAGCAGGCCUUUAUGGACCUUGCUUUGUGCGCUUGGCCUUCCACAGACUUGGAAGCAUACAAUUGUCCAAAAGGUCUUGCUGUGGUGAAGAAUUAAGAUUCAGGAAGAGCAGUGCAAUAGUAAUUUGAUUUUCAGAGUUCUGCGCCUUCUGUGCCUUCCUCUACUUUGGGUUUCUUUUUGUCAUGGCUGUAGUCUGCUGUGACAAUUUGUAUUUUUUUUUUUAGCCUUUGUCAGUAUUAACAGACUCGUUUUACAUGUAAUGCAACAAGCCACUAAAGUGCAGAGUCCUUACGGGUCCAGAUUUUAUCAUCCAGAACCGCCCCACCCAUCAAUAAUCGGGGGGAUGGACUGCGUAAAAGUUAUGGUUCGCCUGAAAGUGCAUCCGCGGAUUAUCUUCCUUCGAAGUAGUGUUCAAACACGGUAAAUACAUAUUUUGUAGUCCAUUCACUGUUAAAAGUCCAACUUUCAGUGUCGACAGUUCUUUUUUUUUAAUGAGUCGAUAGCGCCAUAUUUGUAUAUGAUCCGCCGCCUUCUACCGCUGCUUCAUUGUCACGCUUACGCCUCGCUGCUGCACCCUGCAGAGCAGAUGAGGUACUGCAUGAAUGAGCACUUCUCUAGUUGGACCGAAUGGUUAGUGGCGGAGCUGUGGGGUGGCUACCCUUGUUCACUCUCCGGCCAUGCAAGUGGCCACCCCCACAGCUGGGGGACAACUUUGACAAACGCGGCGCUGUGGUGCAGAACAUUAGUUCAGCCUAACCGCUGUUUCCGUUCGGACGCAUUUCACUUCAGCACACAACUUUGCGUGUGGAGGAGCUGUCAAUAAAACCGCGUCUUGCAUGAACUGCAAGCGGUAGGUAUGUUUUCCAUGAUUACUUUGGUCGGUUCCAGUCAGGUUUUCUCGCUAUUGACUUUGAUUUAAAUUCUGAAGCGUGAUUCAGCACAUAAAUCAGUUAAUAUUGGAAGCUCUCUGUAGCAGAAUGAGUAGGCAUGUAAACCAAGGAGUCGAGAGUAAAAAAAGGAGUGCCGAUCGGCAACCACGUCCAUAUUUUACCCUGUGCAUGUUUGGCCGCCAUGAUGGUGAGCAGAAUCCAGAAACUAUGCGUUGAAAACAUGUCCUUGGAACACCGCCCAGUUAUUAAUUGCUCUAAUAGACGGUCCAAAAGCAGUGGUGGAGCUACGGGGUGGCCAUCCCUGGUCACUCUCCGGCCACCCCACUGGCCAUCUAGACAAUUCAGGUGUCAACUUAUUGCCACCCCUAUGUGAGUAAUGGUCUCACCUUGGCCACCACAACGAAAAAUUCCUGGCUCCGCCACUGGACUUAAGUGAUGUUUAGCGGGAUAAUGAAAAGCUUUGGCGAACCGCUGAUUUAGGGGCAAGACAGAGGAAGGAACAGGAAGUUACUCCAAAAACAUCGCUAUAAAAAUCUUUAGCUAAUUACACAAUCGAAUCACUGUUCUGUAAUAAAUAUCUGCCCACUGUAGGAACGCCACUGAUCAUGUGCAUAAAAUCCCACAACGUAGUGUGGUUACAUGUGUUAGCCACUAGGGGGCUUCAUGGUCAUACAGUAGUUGAGUGUAAUCAGCUAAACGUGCGUCUGUUUUAUUAUGCACUUGUGAAAUAGCUAUAGAUGAUAGAGACGGCAUAAACACGUGUUGCUGGUGUUUGAAUGUAUAAUGUUGACUUUUCUGCGGCCUCAGGUAACAUCUACGGGACAAAACUUGGCUUUGGUUUUAACCGUGCCUUUUGCAGAAUUUCGUGAUAUGUCUGUGUAGUCUGUUUCUUUUUGAAAAUUAUGCAUGGUGUUUUUCUUUCAUUUUUUAUAUGAGCUAUACAAAAUCAUGUUUGCUGUUACUGAUACAUUUCAUACACUUGUAAACUAUUUUAAUGCUCAUUUUGUGGUUUCUAGAAAUGAAUCAUUAUGGAACAAACCUGUUACAAUUUUUUCUAAGCUCAGGACCAAUGUUUUUUCCCACCAAAUCAACACAACUGGUGCCUAUUUGUACAUCAGACUUAGUGAACAGCUUUUAUAUUUCAUUCAUUAUGAGUUUGUCUGGUCUUGUCUUUAGUUUAAAGCCUUAUGAACAGGAACAAAAUCCAGAUACCCUAAAUUGAGGGUAAACCUACUACCUCAUGUUUGGAAGCCAUUUUUUUUAAUCAACACAUCCAAAACAGAGUCCUGGCCUCAUCUUGUAAAACAAGUUUUGCAGUUGUAUGUUCUGCCUCUUUGAAUUCCACUUGAUUGCUCUACUGUGGUGCCGUAAAAUGGGCUGUGAUCACUCACGUUGAUCAGCUUGUGUUUUCAUUUGCUUGCAUUCUAUGGCAACUAACACGUUUGGUAUGCAAAAAAAUGUAUAACGUAUCUAACAAAUUGUGCAUAAAAGCUCUUAACACCCAACUGUGUUGCUGGCUUUCUCUUAUUUACAUACAAAAUACAUACAAAAAUUAGCCGCGGACUGAAAAUGGUCGUUCCAUAAUGCGAUCAUUGCUUGUGUUGGGUGUUAAACUUCACAAAGCUAUCCCGGCAUUACGGAAAAGUUUUUACAGGCAGUGUGAAAAGGGUAAUAAGAGCUGUAACAGAGGCAGGAUGGCGCCUGUGUAAUACAAG